CGCCCUUCUACACUCCUUCCUCUCCUCGCUCUGCUCCGCUCUGCUGUGACUGCAGCCUGCGGCGCUCACGUGACUGCACAGCGCUUCAUUACGGAAGUGUGAGUGUUCGUGGAGUGGAGAGAAGUUCUCGAUGCCUCUCAGCGAAAGAGUCGUGUGUGUGUUUGGAGUGACAGAGAGACACACAAUGAAGCUCGGCUGAUCUGACAGACGACAACAGCAGGCAUGAAGUGCCUUCUGGUGGCUACUGAAAGUGCAGAGGUCCUUUUUUACUGGACUGACCCUGAGUUUGAGCACAACGUCCAGGAGCAAUAUGGGGCUUCUCAAGAAGAGGGCGGAAGACCACCAGCAUUUGAGGAUAGCAUCAACACACUGUUUGCUCCAAUCAUCAUCUCUUGUAGCACCAUGGUUGACAGACUGGGGGAUGGCUACACCUCGUUCAGCACAGAGAACAAUCACGUCUAUGUGCUCCAUCAGUUUGAGGAGUGCCUGUAUAUUGCUGUGAAUGGGGAUGGAGAAGAGAGUGAGGAGGAUCUAAGGAGGAAGAUCUACGUGAUGAAGAAACUUACAGAGAUCCUGUUUGGGAUGGUAACACUCAGCAGCUCCCUCUUAAGGAAAGAAUUGCGCCCUCAAGACACGGAGCAAAGAAACCGUGUGUGGAAGAAACUGCAGAGACUCCUGGAAACAUACAGCCGCUUACGAGAACAGGACCAAAGUUUCCUAGUUGAGGCGGUGGAGAGGUUGAUCCACCCUACACUAUGUGAACAGUGCAUAGAGUUUCUAGAGCGAAAGCUGGUGCAGCAGAUCAACAGCAGUGUGGAGAGAGCAGGAGAGGAGGUGCUGCAUGCCUUCAUACUCGUGCAUACCAAACUGCUGGCCUUUUACUCCAGCCGUAAUGCCAGCACUCUCACCACUUCUGACCUGCUGGCCUUGAUCAUAAUGGUGCAGGACCUCUAUCCCAGCAGCUUCGACCUUGAUGAUACUUCCCCUGAGGAGUUGGACAUUACUUCAGCUCCUGACAUUUUUUAUACACCAGAGCACUCUCCCAGUGACCAAGACUCAGGGCGACUGAGCAGUGACAGCCCUCCUGUCUUCCAGUUUGUGGAUCCUGACGUUCAGAUGGCAGAAGACAGUCUUCAGACUCUUGAAAUGCCUGUCCUUGACCCUAUGACCCCUUCCCGAGUAUUCUUGGAAGCCACACUGAAGGAGGGCUUCUUUCCCAUGAUGCCUCAUUCCAUGUACUGUUUACCUCUGUGGCCAAGUAUUACUCUAGUGCUGCUGACCAAGAUCCCUAACAGUCAGGUGGCCAUGUCUGUGUAUGUGUUUCUGGAGGCCUUUGCUAAGCUGGAAAAAAGGCUGAGUGAAGGGUUGGAAGGGGCAGCAGCCACAAGGGGCCAACUCCCAAUCCAGGAACUCCGUAACAAACUAGACAAGUUCAUCAGAGUGCUGGCCAGCAUGGAUGUCCAGACCUCCCAUCUUCAGAAUGUUUGGUCAGAGUUCAAGAACAAGGCAUUCACCCGAUCAGGACCCGGCAUCACCAGACCGUUGGUGCCCUCGUGUCAAAGCAUGAAGACACAGCUGUGUGCCGUGUACCGGCAGUGUUUUGCAGCCGAGUGUAUGGGAGUUAACCAGCGACUGGCCCCUGCUGUUCAAGAGCGAGCUCUGAACAUGGUGCAAGAAAAGCUGAUGGACUGGAAGGACUUUCUGUUGGUGAAGAGCAAGAGAAACAUCACCAUGGUUUCUUACCUGGAGGAGUUCCCUGGUCUUGUGCAUUUCAUUUAUGUGGAUCGCACUGCAGGGCAAAUGAUUGCCCCAUCUCUGAAUGUGACUGACCGCACUGCUUCAGAACUUGGAAAGGGCCCCCUAGCGCACUUUAUUAAAAACAAGGUAUGGCGUUUUGUUGCAACCACAAGACGUUAUUUACAAAAAGGCUAUACCACUGUGACUCUGCGAGAUGGAGACUACUUCUUCUGCUACUUCCUGUGGUUUGAGAAUGAGACGGGUUACAAGCUGGAAGUGGUAGAUAUACCUAGCCUUCCUGAUGACUCCGCUCCUAUAGGAAUGCUCGCCUUGGAUUAUUAUAGGAAGCUGCUGCGCUUCUACAGUAAGAGCCACCAGAGUGAGGUGGUGAAGUGCUAUGAACUACUGACCGUGCACCUGGGGGUGAUCCCCACUGAGUACAUCCUGCAGCACUGCAGCCAGCUGGCCCGGAAGCUGUGGGAGCCCUCCCGCAUUCCGCUCCUAUAAGCUGCUCCCUGUGCUUCCUCUGUGGCGGACCGUCCGACUGCUCCUCCAGCAGGUUCCCUCAUCAGCACUGGGAGCAUGCUGAGGCCAUCUUUACUCCACAUCUGCUGGAAUGCUAUGCAGUGAUAUACCCUCAGCACUCUCCUGUAUAUUUUCCAGUCUGUUUCUCUAAUGUUCUCCAUUACCUGUGCUGAGCUGGGCCUGCACCAUCAAUCCACGGCCCUUAUCUUUAUGUGGCUUUGACAAAUUCUUUUUGAUUGUGUAAAAGUUCUCAUGAAGCCUCUUUCUCAAACUGUUGUAUUAACAUGUCCUGAACAUAGAAGUGUCAGGAAGUUCUCACCUCCCUGUUUUGCAAUAAUACUGAGCACACUGCACCCAUUUUACUGUUACUGGAAGAAAAUAGCUGUGUAUUUAAGGAAAUUCUCACCAUGUUAGUUCUUCUGUGUAUUUUAUGUAAAAACACUUUCCUAAGAACAUUUUAUAAAUCUUACUGUAUGUAGCUUUAAACGACGAUCAAGUUAAUCGCCAGCAUUACAGCACAGCUGGCUACACGUGUACCUUUGACCUCAUAUUCAGAUGUACAUUAAGCCCACCUUUAAGAAG
Molecule: messenger RNA, 2844 nt
Organism: Colossoma macropomum (tambaqui)
Lineage: Eukaryota; Metazoa; Chordata; Actinopteri; Characiformes; Serrasalmidae
Gene: hps1
Product: HPS1 biogenesis of lysosomal organelles complex 3 subunit 1
Exons: 18
Coding region: 223-2244 (673 amino acids)
Biological process (GO): vesicle-mediated transport; melanosome assembly
Cellular component (GO): BLOC-3 complex
Molecular function (GO): guanyl-nucleotide exchange factor activity
Source: RefSeq, a predicted model, not a curated record